Messenger RNA from Lasiodiplodia theobromae, 1743 nucleotides. Its product is annotated as putative dimethylaniline monooxygenase. The coding region runs from base 1 to 1743 and encodes 580 amino acids. The transcript is spliced from 2 exons. The record is from RefSeq and is a predicted model, not a curated record. NCBI's taxonomy places the organism in Eukaryota, Fungi, Ascomycota, Dothideomycetes, Botryosphaeriales, Botryosphaeriaceae.
AUGUCGCUUGACACAGACGUUCUUAUCAUCGGUGGCGGCCCGUCUGGUCUGGGCAUGGCGAUCCAACUUAUUCGCAAGUUCGGAACCCGCAACUUCACCAUAAUCGAGAAAAGCGACAACAUAGGUGGCACGUGGUGGGCGAACUCGUACCCAGGGUGUGGAUGUGAUGUUCCGUCGCACUUCUACUCCCUUUCCUUCGCCCUGAACCCCAAUUGGUCUCGGGCCUUUGCGCUCCAACCGGAGAUACACCAAUAUUUCUCUGAUCUUGCAGACUCUUACCAACUACGAUCACAUACGAGGCUCCAAACAACGGUCGAGCGUGCCAUUUGGGACAAAACCACAGGCACUUGGCUCGUUACUCUCCGCGCCCAGCAAUCAAAAACAACGACAACUCUCCGCUGCAAGAUCCUCAUCUCAGCUGUGGGAUCUCUUUCUGUCCCCAACGAUUGCGAUAUCCUUGGAGCCGAGGAGUUUCAAGGUCGCAUAUUCCAUUCUGCCCAAUGGGACCACACAUUUGACUACAAAGACAAAGAUGUCGUGGUUGUUGGAAAUGGCUGCAGUGCCACGCAAUUCGUACCCAUCAUGUCCGAUCCUGCGAACCCCACCGGUGCUGUGCGCAAACUCACUCAAUUCAGCCGGCAACCACACUGGUUGGCUGAACGCCCAAACCCUGAGUACGGAGAGACGUUCAAGUGGGCAAUGCGCUGGAUCCCCGGCGUGAUGCGCGCCUACCGAUGGUACAUCUUCACCACGAAGGAAUACGGAUUCGCAUCAUUCCCGAUUGAGAGCGGGCGCAAGCAGCGCGACAUCGACACGGCUGUCCAAUCCGACUACAUCAAAAAGAACGCUCCGCCCGAGCUGCGCGACUUCCUCGUGCCCAAGUCCGUGCUUGGGUGCAAGCGUAAGGUGCAGGAUACAAACUACCUGGCAUGCCUGCACCGUGACAACGUCGAGCUCGUCCAUUCCGACCCCAUCGCCCGCGUCACGCCAACAGGCGUCGAAACGAAGUCGGGCCGCACCAUCCCCGCAGACGCCAUCGUCCUUGCGAACGGCUUCAAGACGCACCAGCCUCUGUUCCCCAUGGAGAUCCGCGGCGCGAGCGGAGAAUCCCUGGAGGAGCACUGGAAGAGGUACAACGAGGGAAGCCCCGAAGCGUACUUUGGCACCAUGUUGUCCGGCUUUCCCAACUUCUUCGUCCUGAUGGGGCCGAACACUGUCAGCGGCCACCUGAGCGUGUUGUACACGACCGAAUGCCAGAUCAAUCUCGUCAACAAGUUGAUCGCGCCGAUCCUGGCUGCACUGCACCCGAAGGCCGUCUCUUUGAGAAGUCUGCUGGCGCUGCCGCCUCCGGACGACAUUGUGGAAGUGAAGCCAGAAGCUGAGGCCAAGGAUGUUGAAUGGGUGGCGCAGGCGACGAAGAAGCUGGUGUGGUCGACGGGAUGCUCGAGUUGGGGAAUCGACGAACGGACGGGGAAGAACACGAUGAUGUACCCCGACUGGCAGUUCAAGUAUUGGCUGAGAAGCUUGUGGCCAAAGUGGGGGGAUUUGAGAUAUGAGAAAUCCAACCCGGCCUUGGCUGCGGAGUCGAAGCGGAAGACGUGGCCGAGGUAUGUGACAUUGCUGCUUGUUGCGGCAGUCAUUGGCGGAGGAAAAACUGUGGAGACUGGCUCUACAAAGCAGGCGCUAAGUGUUCUUGAGCGAUCACUGGGCAGUGGCGUGGCAUUUGUGAGAGGGCUGUUGUGA